UGUUCGCUUUGUGUACGGAAAUGGUUGUAUAAGUAUGGUGGGGUCAAAAAUGUAGGAUUUUUCAAACGGCCGUCCUACCAGUGGCCUUAAAAAGCCAAUUAUUCAACAAUUGUGUGUGAUAUGAUAUGCUUCACAGUUGACGUAUUCAAAUUUUGUAAAUACUAUAGUUUGAGAUGCUCUCCUGUGUUUGGCAGCUAUGUGGAUGGGUCGAUCCCAUUAGUAUGGAAACGAAGAAAGGGAUCUACCAAACUCAACAAAACAAUUCUUUUUCACAAAACGAUGAAUCGUCAGAAGUCGAGAACUAUCUAAAGCAUGCACACCCACAAACAAGGCCUGCAGACCACCUUGGUCGAAGUUUUCAAUUAAACAAAAGUUUCAACGAAGAUAGUAACAACUCAGUUCAGCAAGUUCGUUCUGAUAGCGAAUAUAGAAUCGUUCAAAGUUGUGAUAGUUUCAACAACGUCGUUCCUAGUCCUCAUUAUGUACAAUAUCAAAAGCCCUUUCAAAACCCUCAUUAUCAUGCUCAUCAGGCGGCUCUCGUACCUAAUAUUCCACAUAACCUAGUUGUUCAAAAUAGUCCUCAAGUGUGGAUACCACAGCAGCAUCAUUAUCGUUUGCCUCAAGCUCAAAAUGCAGAAUAUAAAAACGUCAGUAUUUCUAGUGCUCAAACAACCCCAUCGAAACAGAAGGAUUCUGAGAAGAAAAAAGUUAGUGGGAUCUCACAAUUAAAAUCGCCUAUCGCUAAAAGGCCUUUAGAAGCCCCUGUCACGAUGCAGGGGUGGUUACAUAAACAGGGAUCUGAAGGACUGAUGUUAUGGAAGAAAAGAUGGUUCGUGCUGUCUGAAUACUGUCUUUUCUAUUAUAAAGGUCCCGAAGAAGAAAAACUCCUAGGGUCAAUUUUACUACCUUCUUAUAAGGUAUCGUUGUGUAAACCGGAAGAAAAAAUUAGCAAAAAAUACGCUUUUAAAUGUGAGCAUCUAAAUAUGCGAACUUAUAUACUGGCAGCUGAUUCGCAGGAACUGAUGAAGCAAUGGGUGCAUAAUUUAAGUCUGGCAGCUACUAUGCAAACCAAUGUCGACGUACACAAACCUUCUAAUUACAAUGCAGUAGCUCAGCAGCAGAAGGCAGUGGAACGUUAUGAACCCAGUUGUCAGCAGCAAUACCAUAAAAGUGUCAUGCGAUUAACACCAAUAAGCCAUACGCAUUCGCCUUCAAGCAGUGUUUUACAGGAUCAAGGUUCCUUUAAUCAACCUUUGUAUGCGAACGCACCUCCCAAACCAAGACGUCUAAAUGAUGGAUUUUCGUCACCCAGCCCUGACAUCUUAGAUCCACAUAAUCCACAUUAUGUAGAUCCAAGAACAUUGGACAAGUCUCCUGUUCCUACGUAUUCCACGGUUAACUACAAAUCCAAAAACCCCAGGGAGUCUUUAAUGAUGUUAGGAAGUGAACUUCAUGGCAACCACGACUUCGAAAGAAGAACCCCAGACACAUACGGCCGAUCAAAAUUGAACAACCCCCACCUCACAGACUACGAAGACGUCUAUGCCGCACAACCAGACAUCUACAAGAGACCUUUGAGCCCCGUAGCCUACAGUCACGUGGUAAAAAGAAAUAACCCCGUACCCAUAAACCCCACUCAUAGAUAUUAUACGCCAGUAGAAGCUAUGGGACCUACAGAUCUAGUUCAAUAUUCAGUUCCCCAAAUGAGGAGGGUUCCGAAUAUAAACACAGCGAGGCCUCAUAGUGCAGACUUUCUAGAAUACGAACUGAACCAUAAGGUGCAAGAUCAAUCGGUAUUACUGAAGCAACGACCCAGGCCUAAGUCUAGUUUAGAAAUCAAUUCAAAUUUGAACGAUAACGAUAAUUACUUUUACUCUAAGGAAAGAUAUGCCGAAAAGAUGAGGAAGUCCGCUCAAUAUUUACAAAAUACUCCUCCAAAGUUCCGUAGUGACCUAGUGUGUAACUCAAACGAACCACCGAUGAGGUGUUCAGCUCAUGAUACCACUUUUCCUUUCAUAGAAAGGCCUCAUGUACAUACCCACGUACCUAAUGUUAAUAAAUUACAUAUAAAUAAUAUACAGAAACCCCAGCCAGUAAGAAGAAAAAGUGUAUUAAGCGAAGGGAAUCCCUUUAAUACGAGUAUGGACAUGGACUCCAGGCUUCUGAUGGAGCGGGAGCCGGUCAGUCCAUAUUACUUGUAUGGCAAUAAUAUUAGGAAUCAAGAUUAUGAUUCGUUUACGAGAUCUGCCAGUGCACGACUAGCUCAAACCCCCACUGAAUUAGAUCGGAUAUCUGUAGAUAAUAGAAGUACUGAUAGAGAAGGAGAGAAGAAGAGAGAGGAAUCUAUGAAGAGGUUAUUAGAAUGGAAGCAGCGCAUGCUUCAAUCGCCAUUAAAUAGAAAAAUACAGGGAAAUGUGGCAUAUAGAGGAAAGACUGGGUUUUAUGAUAAUAAUAAUUAUGAUAAUGGUUAUAAAGUCCGUAGUAGGAAUCCAAAACGUAAUAAUGUAUAUAGAGAUGAGAUGUUGAAUAAAUCUUCUUCACAAUAUAAUAGUUAUUCUUCAGAUGAUGAAGAAAAUGAGAAGCAAAGCGAGGAAAUUAUUCAGUCACAGGCAGGAGAGACCUUGGACACUGAGCGAACUACACCUCCAAUUUCCACCUCUACCACUACGCUUAUUACCUCCACUGACCCUGCAAAGCCCAAAUGCCAUCCUACAUUAUCCCAAACAGAUAACGUCUUUGAAACAUCAUCAGGAUGUAGUUAUAUCCCAGAAAAACCAUCAUUUCAAACCUCCACAAUGAAAUUUGUGGAGAAAACUGACAGUAUCCAAUCAGAGUGUUAUCAGAAUCAAGAUGACUUAUUUGCAACUUCUGAUAUUAAAAAUAACAAUGAAACUGAAGAACAACUACAGGAAGAACUAAACGAAAAAGAAGAUGAAGAAAAAGCACUUGAAGAGAAUUAUAUUCCCAUGUCUCCUAGUAAAAAUUUGUUAAGUCCUAGAACGAGUUACAACAGUGGAUCUGACGUCUUCGUCGACAAAUCUAAAGUUGAUGAAAGUCCCUAUGUCGAGAUGACUCAGAAUGCUUCAGCAUGUUUUUUAGAUUCCAGUUUAAGUACUGAUCAAAGUGAACACCAGCCUUACGAACUAAUAUCAUUCAGUGGUGACAAAAUAGAGCCGCUCUAUAUGGAACUUAAAAGCCCAGGAAAAAAACUGAAACGAGAAGAAUUACCGGAUGUAUUAGUCUCUCCACAGAAAGAUGUGAGUAACAAGUCAGAUAGCUCAGAUGCAGACGAUGAAGCGUCUAAAGAUUUAGAUUCCUUAGAUACUCCUAGCCAGCCUAGGUUUAGUUUGUCGGAUACUUUCAGGCCCGCUUCAUAUUAUUUAGGAACGACUCAAGCCAAUACUGAGUUACAAGACAGCUCCGACAGUGAACUUGUCUCCCCUCCUCCAAUUCCAUCUUCACCGCCAUCUUUGGAAGAUCUUAACAGUGGCGAAUACGUUAAGUUAAAGGUGAAGAAUGAGGAAGCUGCUGAUACGAGCUCUAUCAGCUCAUUUUUGAAGCAUUCUCCGAGUAUAACUUCAGUACCUAAAACUAUAAGUCCAGUCAUAAAGGUUCAAGAGAUGUCUUCUAAAUUUACAGACGGUGAAAGUGAUGUCGAUUCGGUACACAGAGCUACAGUAAUUAACCACAUGAGGCUACAAAGCCAGAGCAGUACAAGGAGCCCAGUGCAUUCUGUAGAGAAUCAACACCUCAGUACAGACUUUAAAGACGAAAUGAGUGUUAGUUCAAAUCAGUUAGAUUUUCACGAUUACGAAAAUCUAAUAAUUUCACGUUGUGACGAAAGUGUUACAGUAAGACAAACAGAUAAACUAAACGAUGACAGCUACAGUUUUUCUAAAUUAGAAUUACCUCAGGUUAGGCAUCAAGCAAGUAGCACUUUUAAUUCAGUAGAAAUGAAUAGUUUUCUACAAAACUCCAAUCGGUCUACUCCUAUAUCCGAAACUAUUUCUUUAUGUACACCAAAUGCAUUCUCUUCAUCCUCUGCUCCCUAUUAUUAUUCCGAUUUAUCUAUAAGUUUCACGGAUUCGCAUUUGCACUUACUAACCCUAAACAAUAAGAGAAACACCAUGACCUGCCAUAAAAGAGAUAUUAGCCAUAUUAAGAAUCCUAUAAAGGGAGAUUUCAGAGAAGCAUCUACAGUUGACACUUUCAAGCUGGCUGCAGAGGCUAGAUCAGUAUCUGUAGACUUUUUAAACCUUACUGAUAAAACAGGACAUAUAGAUGAUAAGAAUAUUUACGAGUCUGAUACUAUACAAAGAAAUAAAUCCGAACAAAACUUUGCUAAAACUCGAAACUUGCUAGCAUCAAGAAAGAGUAAUAAAUUUGUAGCAUCGGAUGCUAUAUCUUACGAAGCAAAAGUAAGAAGGUCUCAUUCUCUAGAGGGAUUACUGGAACAUGUUUUAAAAGAUGGAAUUCUAGCUAGUAAUGUUUCUGAGCAAGCGGAAGAGUCUAAUAAGACUCAGGAAGAUGCGUCAGAAGGUAGUUAUCUGUGGGAAGAAGAUUCCAUAUGGAGGGAAAGGCUUAGGUCUGCAAGCCAGCGUCAUACCAAAUCUAUGGAAGACUUGGAUUGCAUUGAUGAAGUCCAGAAGAAGACCAAAUCACCUAGAGGUAUAACUAGGAGUGUCACGUAUGUUAAUGAGGGAUUCUUAAAGAUGGAUAAACAAAAAGAACUUGAGAAUAUUCAAGUUAAAAACUCUGAUAGUAAAGCUAAACAGGAGGGUAACUUUAUCCUUGACAGAGAGAAGUUAAGACAAUGGGAUUUAAUGUCAAGUGCGCCAUCUGACAAUCAAGCGAUCACGGCUACAAAUGGCCAGGUGCAGGAGGGGAAUAACGUAGUGGUAGAUUCAGACGUUACGUGUGAUUCGGCCGAAAUAACCGACGACCAAAAAACAGCAUCUGGCUCGAUUUCAAUAAACAUGAGAGAUUCGUCUCAACUAGCUCUAAGGGACAGUUUUCUAAGAGCGAUGUCGGCAAAAAAGUCAUGGGCUACUAAUAGUUUGCCAAUGGAGUCCCGAUCUGUCACAAAUUUGUCCAGAAAUAUGGAAAAAGAUCAAUACAGUACUUCUACCCCUAAGACGUACUACUCCCAUCAAACCUCUAGUCAUCCAAAUUUGACUCCAGUUGGAAGACAAGAUAAUUGGCGGGCUAAUGACAGAGUAAGUGUUUCUGCUGGUGAAUUACUUGGUAGAACUCACGAGGAAUUAGUUCUACUACUAAUUCAGUUGCGCAGACAAAAUGCGCAAACUUUACAAGCUAUUGAAAACUAUUAUAAUGAAGUUGAUAGAAUUCAGGCCCAGUUAUGCGUUAUGGAUCAAGCAAGAAGAAUGGAAAAUUUACAGAAACUGGAACAAAUUAGACAGCAUUUAUUAGAGCUUGAAAAGCAGUAUGAAAAAGGAAAACCGUUGGUAAACUUAGUGGAUAAUAUGGUAAAAUUGGGGUCUUUAUAUAGAACUCCUCAAGAAAAAUCGAUGGCCACGCCACAAAUUAGAGAUAGACUUGAAUUCAAUCAGCAAAUCCAAGAAAGGCGGCUCCUUGCAGACCAAAAACGGGAAUGGAAUAGGCUGAACUCUAACCAUCAUCAAUUCCAAGAGAAGGUUCAACAAUUAUACAUAUUAGACAGAUUAAUACAUGAAGAGUCGGGAACACUUCAAAAACUCCAACAGGAUAAGGAAGAUAUAGAACGUGCGCUUGGGGGAUUAAGGCAUCGUCUCAGUAAGGGGUUCAAUGAUCCAAGUGAAAUAGAAAUUGCUCGUAAGCAGCAAGUUAUUCUGGAAAAUGACCUGAGUAGAGUAUAUUUUAUGCUGGCCCAAAAUUCCAAAAAAUUAGAAGAGACUGUCUCGGGUAACGCUAAAUUGGAGCAAGAACUGAUGGUGUUGAAACAAAAGUUACAAAAUUCUAGGCAGGGUUCACCGCAGUAUUCGAAUGCUGGUGACAGUCUCACGUGUACAAUAGGGAGUAAUAUUGGUGUAGAGUCAGAUCUACAGAAAGUAGAGAAAAAAAUCGGAGAACUGCAGAAGCAGCGACAAAAAUUGAGUUUGCAAGUUCGACAAUUGACAAACAGGUCUCCCAAUGCUUCUCAACAAAAACCAACAUCUAGUAGUUUUCAAAACAGUUUAAACAAAAAGAAAAUACCUUCUUUAUGGAGGGAGACAGAUUUAGAUACGAUGUCUAGUAUAGAUCACGGAGAAUGUGAUCAAAUGAUGAAAGUCAGUCCUAUGUACAUUAACACUGACAGUAAAUUAGAGGACUAUGAUUACUAUAGUCAUGUAGAUAGUUCCAAUACAUCAGUCAGCGAAAACAAUUCGGUCAUUCCUCAAGAAAAACAAGAGAUCAAAACUGUAAGGAUAGUUAAAAGAGAAUCCGAAAAGAGACAAAGAGACCGCGAAAAAUUAAUUCCUGGUAAGUGGGACGUAGUGCAAGAAGAUGAUGGCGUGAAUAAUACACAUAAAGGGCUCAUCACCUCGAACAUAGAACAUUUAGACAAGGAACCUAAUAAUAGUACCCAUAACUUAGCAUCUAGCUCGAGUGUAUGUGAUCAAGAACCUGAAAAAUCUUCUGAUAUGCUGCCCGUGUUCAAAAGCGAAGCAGCACGCCAAAUUAUAACUGAGAUGUCUGUGCAACCUCCCCUAAAGCAGCCCAAUCGUAGGGCGGUUCCCAAAGAAAAGCGUAGACAUUAUACAGCUCCCCACAACCACUCAAUUAAAAGUUUGAACCCCCAAGAGGACGUUUUUGAUAAGCUCAAUGUUAAUAAUAGACGAGCUAGAGAUGACUUAGAUAUGGAACGAGCACUGAGGCAGCGGAUAGAUGCUCCAGACGUAGUUCGGUCCACUUUAAUUAAUACGGAAUUAAAAUAUAAUGAGAGGACUAUAGAUGAUCUGUUAGGGAUCCCUAGUAAAAUUAACAUUCCUGAGCGAUACAUUCCAGAGCAACUUCCCCAGUUAUCGGUUGAGGAACAGGAGCAUCGAAUGAAAAAAGUUGAGACUAUCAAGAAAAUGUUGUCUGAUACGACUUUUAUCAGUACAAGUUCUACAAAUUUAACUGGAGAAAAUCGAGAAACGAAGAGUACGCCGUCUAGUAGUAUAGGAAACAAAGCGACAACUCAAAUAAUGGACGAGAAAAAGCAAAGAGAACAUUUACUACAACUAAAUCAAAUUCUAGCUAAACAAGUGAUGGAAAUGAGUAAAAUUGUAGCAGGUAUCAAUAACUCGGAAGAGCAAUCAUAGUGUAGCUAGAUCAUUCAGUUUCAGUGCUUGUGAAAGUAAAAGCAACGGUUUCAAAGUCGAGUGCGGAAAAGAUGAAUGUGGAGGAGGAAGAUUUGUCUCCGUUAACACCUCUGCCUCUCUAUCAGCAACGUGAUAAUUUUUAUAGUUAGGUCUGUUUAAGACAAAGCAAAUAUUACAAUUAGUUAUUUAUUCUGUUCUAAAGUACAAGUUUAAUUAAAAAUAUUGUUAUAUUUUA
Molecule: messenger RNA, 7518 nt
Organism: Diabrotica virgifera virgifera (western corn rootworm)
Lineage: Eukaryota; Metazoa; Arthropoda; Insecta; Coleoptera; Chrysomelidae
Gene: kmr
Exons: 18
Coding region: 174-7283 (2369 amino acids)
Source: RefSeq, a predicted model, not a curated record